AAGUUUGGUGAAUCAGAUUGUCACCAGGGAAGCCCAGAUGUAUUGUGCGUGGCGGGCAAGCAAACAAGGAGCGAGAGAGAACGAGAUCAUAGCGAGGAAUGAAUUGUUUCACACUGUGUAUUUAAGUGUUGACCUUUGGCAUACGAGUUAGUUUGUUUUGUUAUUCAGCCUGACUUACGUUGAAGGUGAGCAUUCAACAGCAACACUCGGUAUCCCUCGCCUCUUACCCUGUGGUUAGUCAUACUUUUUGGAACCAGCCGGCUGGUUAAAAUAGUUUGGUAUCAAUUGUCCAACCGUCCGUUUCUUUUGUUUUGCGAUGAACCAUAUUUGUAGUGUUGCCUUAUUAUUAUUUAUUUGUUAAUAUUACCAUAACACUUAAAAUAAGACGAAUAUAUACUAAGGAACAGGAUCUUCAAACGACACGAUUUAAAUUGCUUUAACAUAAAUCGAGAGCUUUAGAGAAUUAAGGAAAGAACUUGUUGUUAAACCUUUUUCACAGAAUUGAUUGGCCCGGGCCGGGAGAAUACCGGCGAAUCUUUAAUAAUAAUAAUGAUUGAACAGAUGGCUAAUCAGUAGACAUCACCAGCCCACUGCCAGCCUACCCGUACCCUUUGUGCCUAUAUCUCAGUUGCCCUCCAUACCCAGUUUUUAGCUUUUAUAUAAAUCAUUACUAAUUUAGUUUUAUAGUUACAUAAAUUAACACUUUGCUGCUGCAGGAAAACAAGGCACAAACAAUAUGACGAAACAUAUAAUGCUAAAUUUAUUUGUUUUAGAAAAGAACAUCCAGUACUGUACUUCUAAUUAUUAAUGUAUGUUCAGAGAACCUGUUGGGAUCAUAUAUUACAAGCUGGACUUUUUAUUUUUUUACAGCCUCUUUUCAUAGGGCUACCUUUGAAGUCCUAUUUUUUAGCAGUAGACAUUAAAGAAUAUACAUUUAUUUGUGUAGCACUGUUAUUAUAACAUUUGCAAGCUAUUCACAAAAUACACGCAUUCUCCUCGUGCUGAAUUUGUGAAUCCUGUUCUCUGGGGAUUUUUUAUAUUUUAUUAGUACUUUUAAACAUUAUAGUAUUAGAAUCCUUUUGAGUUAUUACUUCACGAAUCUCACCCCCGAGUCACAUUUAUAUUGCGUGUGGUUUGUCUGAAAAGUGAACUAGGAUGGCAGGGUUGAGUAUACGCACGAGGUUUGGCUACGGGGUGGGUCAUGUGCUUAAUGACCUUUGCUCGGCUAUGUGGUUCACCUACCUCCUCAUAUAUUUCCACCAUGUGCUGCUCUUCGACAACUCACUAGCAGGAGUGGUUCUCCUGAUUGGUCAGGUGGCAGAUGGGCUGUCCACACCAUUUGUUGGUAGAGAAGCAGAUCGUACAGAUGACAUGCUCUUUUGUUCACGUUAUGGUCGCAGAAAGUCAUGGCAUCUCUUAGGCAUCAUUCAUCUUGGGAUGCAUUAUAGGAGGGGGAGCCUGCAUAGCAGUGUGGUUUGGAAGAGGAGACUUGUACAAACAGUACCUGUUGUAUGGAGUGGCAGCUCUGCUUGGAGCUGGAGGCUCCAUCAUGCUUGUUACAUCACUUUCAUUUACUGCAGAUCUUAUUGGGCCCAACGUGGAGUCUGGGGCUUUUGUAUAUGGUGCCAUGAGCUUUACAGAUAAGAUUUCCAAUGGUGCAGUUGUCAUGCUCAUCCAGAACCUAAAUCCUUGCACCAACUGCUGUCCUCGUUGCUCUUCUUACUACCAGAAAGCUUUGGCGAUAGCAUGUGGAGCCGCAGCUAUGCUUGGUCUGUUUGCUGUUCUUUCCCUUUCCAAUAAUAUUGGUGAUCGCCAAAAAGGUAAUGUGUCAGAUGACUGUGCCCCUGAACAUUCAGAGAACAUUGGUGCUGAUGAAGACACUCAAGGGAGCACACCAUCUUAUACAAACUCAACAAUGUACACAAUUGCAUGUGUAGACCCAUCAAGUGCAAUGGCAGCUGCAAGUGUUGGAUCUGUAAGGAGUAUUUGUGAUGGCUUUGGUACAGAGAAACAGGCCAACACUACAAGUGAUAAUAACCAACCAGGGUCAGAAGAGUAUGCUGCUGUUCCACAAGGUCUGCGAGCUCGUGUAUCAUCGUCUUCGUCGUCCUCUGACAGUGAAGAUGGUGCUGGUGUGUCUGUAGCAUAGCUGAAUAAUGCAGGAUAGCAUAUUUUAUUAUGGAUGAAAUGGAUAGUUGUGAUUAUUAAUAGUGUACAAAACUGCUGGAUAUUCACUAAUGGAUUAUUAUUUUGCUAGAAAAUUAAGCACAGUAAUAUAACUUCAUCUCUGCAAGUGAAGAUAUAUUGGUUAUAGAAAAUUAACUUUCUUCCAAUAAAUGACUUUUUAAUCCAUCUUGUUUUAAAGGUUGACCAGUGAUAUAUUAUCAGGUUGUGACAAACAUAUUGAACUUUUUAAUGUACUAUACAAGAGGCUGCAAAACAGAGUAGACUCUUCAUGAUUUAAAAGCACUCGAGUUAAUUUAUUUAACAAAAAUUCAUAAAUCUAAUAUAUAACAAAUAAUAUAAACUGAAGUGUGUUUAUCAUCAUUCACUUUUUCUUUUAGUCUUAACCCCUGAUUAUUUGGAAUAGAAUGAACUGAUGGAGGAGAACCUUGAACUUUCACAAAUAUAAAAGUGUUCCGAUAGCACAACAUACCAUUUAUGUUUAACUUAGAAUUUAUCUGAAUGGAUUAUUCACAUUAUUAUUUCAGGCUAAUAAACUAUUCUGAAUUAUUGUAGGUAUAUUACUCUGUUCAUGUUGGUCAAAGAUACUUAGCAGUGAAAUUUAUUAUACAAUGUUUCACCCAAACUGAGGCUUUAGAAAAUAUAGUACUUGAAUAAUACUACUAUGGAUGAAAAGUAUAAUAGCAGAGUUCUCUGCUAAAAGUAUAUUUGAACUUUCCAAGUUGUUAGUGUUAAGAAAAAUCUUGAAAUGUGUACUUUAUAUUAUACAGCAAACUCUUAGCCAAAUGAAAUUAUCAUAAUAUAUUGUGACAAUGUUACUCUUUUGGGCUUGGUGUUUAGUUUAUAUUAUUUGUGAUAAUGCAUAAUAGUUUAUGAAACCUUGUGACAAGAGCUGUGUUACCCUUUUGGGUUUAGCACUUUAAUUUGAUUAUAAGAUAGCAUUAUGUAGUGGCAAUAACAGACUUAACAUCUGGAUACACUGCAGGAAAACACAUCUGCAGCCUUUGAUGUCUUAUGUUGAAAAUCAAAUUAGCACUGACUUAUAGCUGUAUAACCCUUAUGGGAUUAAUGCUUCCUCGUGGAUAUAAUAAUCAGUAUAAGAUACAAGUUUUAUAACCCAUAUGUGCUCCGGUUCCCUGAAUUGAGCCUGAGUACCUUCCAUCCCUCCCACAUGUGCUGUAUAAUCCUACAGGUUUAGCACUCCCCAUGAUUGUAAUAAUUUAUAACUCAUACACAAAGUGUUUUAUUUCAGAUAUAAUGUUCUGUGAUAAACUAAUGUAAGAGUACAGAGGUCCCUCGAGUUACGAUAUUAAUCCAUUCCAGAAAUAUCAUACCUCAACCCCCAAAAUACAUGGGUUUAUGGUAAUUUGUUUCAGAUGUCAGAACGCAGCCAACUUGCCAUUCCCCCCAAAAAAUUUUCCAAGUACGUCUGCCUUUUAUAGGCUUAUGCCCAGGCAAGUGGAAGGAUACGGCAGGGCAGGCCACAGCAGGCUAUCAAUCCAUGAGAUAAUGAAUUUUCCCCUCCCCCCCCUUAUUCCAGGAUGGUUUUGUUUCCUUUGUGAUGCUUCCAUCUGGUAUGAAUGUUCUAAAUUUCUGCUCUAUCUUGGUAAUUUUUAGUCAAGAUUAUCGUAACUUUAUUGUUACACUCACUUUCGGGUGUUACAAUAAAGUACAUUCUUCUAUGUUCUCUUUUUGUAUUUGAUCUUGUAGGCUUCCUCAGCGGUACAUAUUUCAGACAUUGUUUCUGUAUUCAACUUUUAGAUGCACUGGUGUGAGUUUGUGAACCUGUUAUAUUGUUAGUACUGUAAUGUCAGGCUGUGAGAUAUGGAGGCUGCUGUAUCUUACAUUGACCAUGUGACCCAGUGAAAAGCAUCUCAUGACCCAGUAUUGGAUCACAACCUGUACUUUGAAGAACCCUGUUCUAUUGAUCUAGUGUGUAGACAUGUGAUUUUACAAAAGGAUGUACUGGACACUGACAUAACCUAUAAAACUUGUUCUCGUAUCUUGGUUCCCAGUAUAAAAUACACAGUACAGUAUUUACAUGUAUGUACACAAAUCACAACAGACAGAAAAUCAAGCUGAUAGAUCUGUUAUGUAUUGUCAAAUGCUUGACAAUGUAAAAUAUUUUUAGAUUUUCUUUUUAUGCUUCUACAUUACGCAAGAUUAUGCUUUUAUUGCAUGUAGAUAAAUAUUUGAUUAGGUUUUAGUGUAUUUUGUACAUGUCUUGUUAGUGGACUUUGAAAUAUUUUAUAUGAAUAUUUUUUUUUUUUGCCUCUUAAUAUUUAUUUUCCAGAACUUCCCUCCAAGGAAGAUGGCUAACAGGAAAAACCUCCAGGAAGUCUUAUCUAAACAUACCCUUCUUGUUUAUUCUUUGUCCCAUAUAUAUGUCAUGAUGUUGGUUACCUGCUGAUCCAAGGAAAUGGAACUACUCUUCCUUGGAUUAAGCCUGAUUAUCUAACAUAUGCUAGGUUCUAUAUGACCCCUCUGGGUUGUGCUUCCCCAUGAUUAUAAUAUUCAUCCUUCAUACGAAUAAAUCUUCAUAAAUGUU
Molecule: messenger RNA, 4732 nt
Organism: Cherax quadricarinatus
Lineage: Eukaryota; Metazoa; Arthropoda; Malacostraca; Decapoda; Parastacidae
Source: RefSeq, a predicted model, not a curated record